AGACCCCAUCAACAAAAACGUGAGAGGCAGCACGAGAAGGAGAGGAGAGAGAAAGAAUUACAAGAGGACGCUUGGUGAAAGAAGCCUCUUAAAUCUGGGAGCUGGAAUUAGAGCCGCAGAAACUGCAGAGGGGAAGCCACAAAACCACAGUGAAGAUGCCUGCUAAUGGAAACCGUCCCUUGAAGUUGCAGUUUGGUCUAAUCAACCAUGAGGGUCGCUACCUCACUGCUGAGUCCUUUGGAUUCAAGCUGAAUGCGUCAGCACCCAGUCUGAAGAAGAAGCAGAUAUGGACUCUAGAGCAGGACUCUCAGGACACCCAGGUGGUGUACUUGCGCAGCCACCUGGGACGCUACCUGGCCUCUGACAAGGAUGGCAAAGUCACCUGUGAGGCUGACGGGCACAACUCCGACUGCCGCUUCCUCAUCGUGGCUCAGUCAGAUGGUCGCUGGGCUCUGCAGUCUGAGCAGCACCUCCGCUUCUUCGGUGGUUCUCGGGACUACCUGUCCUGCUUUGCUCAGUUCAUCACAGAUGCAGAACUGUGGGCGGUGCACUUGGCUCUACAUCCGCAGGCCAACCUGUUUUCCGUGGCCCGCAAGCGUUAUGCCCACCUCUCUAAGGAGGAUGGGGAAAUCGCUGUGGAUGUGAACAUUCCCUGGGGUGUGGCAUCGCUCCUGACCCUUGUCUACUUGGAUGGAAAGUACUGCAUUAAGACCUGCGACAGCCGAUUCCUCAGCAAUGAUGGGAAACUCUUGACAGAGAGUGGGAGGGCCACGGCGUACACGCUAGAGUUGAAGUUGGGGAAGCUGGCCUUUAAAGACUGUGAGGGGAAGUAUUUGUCUCCCAUGGGGCCUACAGGCACCCUGAGGUCUGGACGAUGCUCCAAACCAGGCAAAGAUGAACUGUUUGACCUAGAGGAGAGCAACCCACAGGUGGUUCUGAUGGCAGGCAAUGGGCGAUAUGUCUCCAUAAGACAAGGAGUGAGCCUUGCAGCCAAUCAGGAAGACGAGACAGACAUGGAGACGUUUCAGAUGGAGAUUGACAAGGAAACCAGGAAGUGUACGUUCCGCACCAGCCAAGGGAACUACUGGGCUCUGGUGGCCCACGGAGGCAUCCAGAGUACCGCUAAAGAAGUGUCAGCAAACACCAUGUUUUCAGUGGAGUGGCUUGGCCAGAAGGUGGCACUAAAAGCUAACAAUGGAAAAUAUGUUUGCAUCAAGAAGAACGGCCAGCUACUAGCAGUCAGUGAUACCACAGGUGAGGAUGAACAGCUCACUUUGAAACUGAUCAACCGACCCAUGCUGAUCCUGAGAGGAGAGAACGGAUUCAUCUGCCACCACAAGAACUCCAACAUACUGGACGCCAGCAGAUCAGUCUAUGACAUUUUCACUCUGGAAUUCAGUAAUGGGGCCUACCACAUUAAAGGUGUGGAUGGACGGUUCUGGUACGUGAACAGUUCUGGGCUGGUGUACUCAGACGGUGAGGUCCCAGAGGAUUUCUCUCUGGAGCUCCUGGAGCAUGGUCGCCUCGCCAUCCGUGGCAAGAAUGGCAAAUACCUGCGCGGAGACCAGGGAGGCACGUUGAAGGGAGAUGGACACUGCCUGAGCAGCUCAGCUCUGUGGGAGUAUUAAGAUGAUCCAACAUUGGUCCUAAGCCGAGACUCCGACUUAACUCAUCGUUAAACUCUGUGGAAUUUUGAGGUGGAAGACAGUUCCUGCUCAGCGAAGAGUUACAGCUUGUGCUGAUUUCAUCCCACGUUUUUUUUCUUCUUCUUCUUGCUUUUUCAUAGAGGUUGCAACAGAGAGCUCACAGAGAUAACUGACUCAUACAUGGGGGAUGAAGUGCAAGAAGAAGA
Molecule: messenger RNA, 1852 nt
Organism: Larimichthys crocea (large yellow croaker)
Lineage: Eukaryota; Metazoa; Chordata; Actinopteri; Sciaenidae
Gene: fscn2b
Product: fascin actin-bundling protein 2b, retinal
Exons: 7
Coding region: 156-1628 (490 amino acids)
Biological process (GO): actin filament bundle assembly; establishment or maintenance of cell polarity; cell migration
Cellular component (GO): actin cytoskeleton; cytoplasm
Molecular function (GO): actin filament binding; protein-macromolecule adaptor activity
Source: RefSeq, a predicted model, not a curated record